GGCGCGCGGCUUCGGGUGGUCUCGGCUAGGCUCGGCUAGGCUCGGGCGGCCUUCCUCGAGCGGCGCGCUUCGGGCUCCAUCCCGACCUUCGGGCGGCCCCGGCCGGCGCCUUCGGACGGGCUCGGUGGAGUCCGGAUGGAGGACUCGGACUCGGCCGCCAAGCAGCUGGGCCUGGCCGAGGCGGCAGCCGUGGCGGCCGCGGCCGCUGUAGCGGCGGCGGCCGCGGCCGCGGCGGGAGGCGAGGCGGAGGAACGGGUGCUCAGCAGGGACGAGGACUCGGAGGAGGACGGGGACGCCGAGUCGGAGCGCGAGACGCGGCGGGUGACGGCCGUGGCGGUGAUGGCCGCCGAGCCCAGGCACAUGGACAUGGGCACCGAGGCCCUUCCUGGCCCCGACGAGGCUGCCGCGGCCGCCGCCUUCGCAGAGGUGACCACUGUGACGGUGGCCAAUGUGGGCGCCUCGGCGGACAACGUCUUCACCACAUCGGUGGCAAAUGCUGCCUCGCUUUCAGGACACGUUCUGUCCGGUAGGACCGCCCUGCAGAUCGGGGACAGCCUGAACACGGAGAAGGCCACGCUAAUCGUGGUGCACACGGACGGCAGCAUCGUGGAGACCACCGGGCUGAAGGCGCCCGCUGCUCCCCUCACCCCAGGUCCUCAGUCUCCUCCAACUCCUCUAGCUCCCGGCCAGGAGAAGGGCGGCAGCAAGUACAACUGGGACGCGUCCGUGUACGACAGCGAGCUGCCUGUGCGCUGUCGCAAUAUCAGCGGCACCCUAUACAAGAGCCGGCUGGGCUCUGGUGGCCGUGGGCGCUGCAUCAAGCAGGGGGAGAAUUGGUACAGUCCCACGGAGUUUGAGGCCAUGGCGGGGAGAGCCAGCAGCAAAGACUGGAAAAGGAGCAUCCGCUACGCGGGGCGGCCGCUGCAGUGCCUCAUCCAGGAUGGGAUCUUGAACCCUCACGCGGCUUCCUGCACCUGUGCUGCCUGCUGCGAUGACAUGACGUUGAGCGGCCCCGUCCGGCUCUUUGUCCCGUACAAGCGGCGCAAGAAGGAGAAUGAGCUCCCUGCAGCUCCGGUGAAGAAGGAGGCGGCUAAGAACAUCACGCUGCUGCCAGCCACCGCUGCCACCACCUUUACUGUGACCCCCUCAGGACAGAUCACUACCUCUGGCGCACUGACCUUUGACCGGGCGUCCACUGUGGAGGCCACCGCCGUUAUCUCGGAGAGUCCGGCACAGGGUGACGUCUUUGCGGGAGCCACAGUGCAGGAAGCCAGCGUGCAGCCCCCGUGCAGGGUGGGUCCCGCGGAGCCCCACUUCCCUGGGUACCAGGACAGCUGCCAGGUCGCACCGUUUCCAGAAGCUGCGCUGCCAACAGCUCAUCCCAAAAUCGUGUUGACAUCCUUGCCGGCCCUGGCGGUCCCGACCUCCAACCCCAGCAAACCCAUUUCUCCCGUGAUGGUCAACGGGCUGGAGAUGUCGGAACAGCGGCACUGGCUGUACCUGGAGGAGAUGGUCAACUCCUUGCUGAACACGGCGCAGCAGCUGAAGACAUUGUUUGAGCAGGCCAAGCAGGCCAGCUCCUACCGGGAAGCCGCCGCGGCCCACGCCAGAGCCCAGGCGGACGCGGAGCGGAAGGAGCAAUCCUGCGUCAACUGUGGCCGGGAGGCCAUGAGCGAGUGCACCGGCUGCCACAAAGUCAACUACUGCUCAACCUUCUGCCAACGCAAGAUGUGCCCUGGCUUUUCUUACAUAAACUGACCUAAAGUGAGUUUCCAGAACCUCAGUGCUCAUGCUGGGGCCGCAGUGAACACGGGAUGUGGAAGGAGAGGGCUGCAGUGCUGGGUGGCCUCCGUGUGGCCUCCUGGGGGCUCCACACGCUCCUGGAAGCACUUGCAAAGGCCGGUAAUCGUGCUCAGUAAUCGUGCUCGUCGUUUUGUGCUUGGGCUAGUUUGGGGUGUUGACUCGAAGACUUCAUUUUGUUUGCAAAUGUACGUGAGGGCGUGUGAAAGAGAGAAACACAUCCUCACAGAGCAUAAUUUACAGCCAUAAACUUCGCCCGUGUUGAGGGUACAGCUCAGUGCCUUCGUGAACUUGAAGUUGUGCAGACAUCACACACAGCUCAGUUUCAGAACUUCCCGUCAUCACAAAACACCCCGCAAGCCCAGCUCCGCCUCUGGUGAGCACGAAGCUACUUCCUGUAGAUUUGCCUUUUCUGGGUGUUUUGUGCAACUGGCAUCUCGGUGUGGUAGCCUGUCGGUGCCUCGGUCUUCUGGCUGAGUGCUGGUGCGCGGUGUGGACGCCCGCCUCUUGUCUCUGCGCUCCUCCGUGAGGCACGGCCGGGCUGUCCCACUCUUUGACUGUUGUGAACAUUACAUACGAAUUUGUGAGGGUGGCCGUGCGUUUGUCUGUCUUGGCGAGGAGUGGAUUUGCUAGAUCACAUAGUAAGUUGAUGUUUAUUAAGAAAACUCGAGAGCGGUGGUUCCACUUUGCACCCAGUGGGAGUGGGUGGGGCUCUGGCCUGGCCACGCCCUCCCACGCGUGUGACUGGCUGAUUGUAACCACUCCCCUGG
This is a messenger RNA of Rhinolophus ferrumequinum (greater horseshoe bat), 2570 nucleotides long. RefSeq names its product DEAF1 transcription factor (gene DEAF1). Gene Ontology annotation, cellular component: nucleus. The transcript has 12 exons. Gene Ontology annotation, molecular function: DNA binding; DNA-binding transcription factor activity, RNA polymerase II-specific. The coding region runs from base 136 to 1758 and encodes 540 amino acids. NCBI's taxonomy places the organism in Eukaryota, Metazoa, Chordata, Mammalia, Chiroptera, Rhinolophidae. Gene Ontology annotation, biological process: regulation of transcription by RNA polymerase II. The record is from RefSeq and is a predicted model, not a curated record.